AUGAUGUUCGGCCUCGGCGGCCUCGGCGGCCUCGGCGGCCUCGGCCUCGGCUUCGACGACAACGAUGGCGGGAGCGGCCGCUUCGGUCGCUACGCCAGGAAGUCGGGUGCGGCGGAGCGCCGCGAGGACGCCGCGCGCGCCUCGUUCACUGCCGCGCUCACGGACACAGUGAUCCAAGGCGAGGCAGCUCUGGUGUCAGACCUGCUGUUACCGUCUGUGCAUCUUACGUCAGCGUCCUGGACGGACUUCAGCCGGUGGGUGCGAACCCACCCUGGGUGUAAGGCCACGCGUCGGGCCGCGACCGAGGCCGAGAAGCGAGCGCACAAGCAGACGCGGCAGGGAACGUGCUACUGGGUCAGUGUUGUCAUCUCGGCGGAGGCGCAGGUGCAAGCGCUCGGCGGCGCGCCGCGACCCGCCCCAUCCGCGAUCAAGCGUGAGGACGGAGAAGACGGAGGAGUAGGCCACGUGCCUGCGGCGGGCGGGAAGAAGCGCAAGGCGGCGGUGCCCUGCCAGAAGGCGACCGAGCGCAAGUUCUGCGGGGCGUGGAAGGCGGCCGAGGAGGCGCAGCUGCAGCAGCUCGUGCACGCGCUCGGCGAGGGUGUGGUGUGGGAGGAUGUGGCCUCGAGGCUGGGCACGGGGCGCAGCGGCAGCGCGGUGCGCGAGCACUGGGCCGAGCACAGGAAGCGGCGCAAGGCGGCCGACGAGCUCCAAGCUAAACUGCGCGAGGAGGCGGACGAGGAGCGUGCCGAGGCGGCGUCGGCGGCUCCUCGCGUCGCGCUGAAGCUGCCGUGGCCUCCGCAGGCGGGCGCGGCAGCCGCCGUCGUGCCGCAGGACGUGACGGACCUCACGCUGACCUCGCCGAUGCGCAGCUGCGUCUUGUCCGACGGGCCGCCGCUCCCGCCCACCACGCUGCCGCCGCUCCCGCCCACGCUGCGAAGGCUGCGGCUCGUCCACGCCGCCGCUCACCUGUCCGAGGAGGGCUGGGCGGCCAUCAGCGGCUGUAUCUCGUUGCGCGAGUUGGACAUCGACUGGGGAGGUGACGAGCUCGCCCGCCUCGACACGCCGCCGCCCGACCUGCGCACGCUGCGCCUCACGCACGUCGACUACGCCCGCGGCUCCAGCAGGCCGCCACCCGCCUUCUUUGAGCGGCUGGGCGCGCGGCGCACCCUCCGCACCCUCGUUGUCUCCGGGUCUUGCGACCUUCCGGCGGCGUGCCUCCACGCGCUGCGCGGCUGCCCGCUGCGCGAGCUAGUGCUCGAGGGCGGCCGCGACGACGGCUACGCGCUCGCCCAUCCGCACGCCGCCGCGCUGCCGACGCUCGUCGCGCUCGCUCCCGGGCUGCGCACACUCGAGCUCACGGGCACCGACCUGAGCAAGCGCGAGGCGGCCGCGCUCAACAACCGGCUGCCGCCCGGCUGCAGUGCGACCCACUUCCCGCCGCCGAAGAAGGACUUCGAGCCGUACUACGAGUGGGCGCAGCGGCAGCAGGAGGCUGAGGAGGCGGGAGCGCCGCGGACCUCCGGCCGCAUCUCGCCACAGUACGACAAGUACGGCUACUCGGGCUGGGGCAACUACCGCCGGCGGCACGACUUCUCGCGAUCCACGUCGCACCGCGAGGAGCACGGCAUUCACGGGCUCGAGCCCUUUGACCGCGCCGCGCCCGACUUCCAGGAGGAGUGGUGGUGA
Molecule: messenger RNA, 1686 nt
Organism: Emiliania huxleyi CCMP1516
Lineage: Eukaryota; Haptophyta; Isochrysidales; Noelaerhabdaceae
Exons: 1
Coding region: 1-1686 (561 amino acids)
Source: RefSeq, a predicted model, not a curated record